This is a messenger RNA of Sceloporus undulatus (fence lizard), 6034 nucleotides long. RefSeq names its product folylpolyglutamate synthase (gene FPGS). The record is from RefSeq and is a predicted model, not a curated record. Gene Ontology annotation, molecular function: ATP binding; tetrahydrofolylpolyglutamate synthase activity. NCBI's taxonomy places the organism in Eukaryota, Metazoa, Chordata, Lepidosauria, Squamata, Phrynosomatidae. Gene Ontology annotation, cellular component: cytoplasm; cytosol; mitochondrion. The transcript is spliced from 16 exons. The coding region runs from base 898 to 2892 and encodes 664 amino acids. Gene Ontology annotation, biological process: tetrahydrofolylpolyglutamate biosynthetic process.
GCGCAUGUUUCGCACCGAGCUCCCGGUCCGACUCUAGCGCCCAUCAUCCCCAGGAGGCGGUGGCUCAGCGCCAGACCGGCCCCGGAGCCCAGGAUGGAGUACCAGGCUUCUUUCCAGUGAUUUGAACCCGCAACUCGUGCCGCUUUUGCCGACCUCAGUCCAUCCCCAUGUGACUUAUCCCAUCUGCGCCUAAUUUUACAGUUUCAAUGGCUGAUUUAAUAAGAGCAGAAGAGGAAAUUAAGGAAGGGUCACGAGGAAAUUGAAAACGGGAUCUUGCUAAAACGUUCCUUCCUUUCUCCAUUUCCUCAUUCACUUCUUUCAUGACGGACUUUUGACAUUUCCAGCUCAGUCUUGGGAUUUGUUUCUCCGGCGUGUUAUUUAUGUGCCUUAUUUCAUUUUAAUGCCGCUUUCCCCCAGAAAGGGACCCAAGGCCUUAUCAUUUGGUUUUUACUCCGCAAGCGUUUAGUGCCAUGCUCCUUUUUCUCAUAACCCUUUGCAAAUUCACUCUAUCUAUUUGUUUUAACCAGAGGUUGGCUAUUCUUUAUCAGAACCUGGCAACACAUUAACAACAUGAAGUUGGAAUUUAAUCCGGAGGAAAGCAAAGUGUGGCACUUGAGGAAGUGUGUUAAUCUGCAAAGAGGUCUGUUGAUGAUACCAAGAGGCAUUAAAAAGAAGCCUUGGUGCACAUGUGGCCCUUGACUGUUGCAUUUGUUGUUGUUGUUACUGCAUGCCAUGACUUGUGGCAACCCAAAAAUGGCCCUAUCUUGGGAUUUUCUUGCCAAGGUUGGUUCAGAGGAGAUUUGCCAUUGCUUUCCCCUGUGGCUGAGAAAGUGUGCCAUGCCCAUGGUCACUCACUAGGUUUGGACAUCCCUGAUGCAUUGCAAUGGGGGAUGAUGGAUGGACGGACGGCACGGUGUGUGUUGUUGUAGCGUUGCCCAAAACCUGACUCCCCGGCGGGCUCAGCAUAUGUACAGUAUGGCUGCAAAUCCAUGCCAGGAAUUCCAGUAUUCUACAUACAAGGCUAAGAAGCUGGUUCUUUUUAUAGAAGCUGGCUAUUCGCUUACAUGCACCCAGCCUGCAGCAAUGGUGCAGCCUAUUUUUAAGUUCCUCUUCUGCAUGAGACACGGACGGAUUCCUCCCUCCGAAUGCCAAGGCUGGCAUUGCAACGCCCAGCAUCCUCUGCUGCCAGGACAUAGAAGGAACUGUACUCAGGAAUGUGGAGAGGAGGACGCCAUUCGGACUUUGAACACGCUCCAGACCAAUGCCAGCUACUUAGAACAAGUGAAGCGGGAAAGAGGAGACCCUCAGGCGCAGUUGGAAGCCAUGACAGGUUUCUUGGAACGGAGCGGCUUGAAGGUCAGAGACCUGGAUCAACUAAACAUUAUUCACGUCACUGGAACAAAGGGCAAGGGCUCCGCUUGUGCCUUCACGGAACGCGUUCUCCGCAACUAUGGCUUAAAGACCGGUUUCUACAGUUCUCCGCAUCUGGUCCAAGUUCGUGAGAGGAUCCGGAUUAAUGGGCAGCCCAUCAGCAAGGAGCUUUUCAGCAAAUACUUCUGGCAGGUCUACAACCGUCUCGAGGAGACCAAGGAUUCCAGCCAUGUUGCCAUGCCUGCUUACUUCCGUUUCCUCACUAUCAUGGCUUUCCACGUUUUUUUGCAGGAAAAGGUUGACUUAGCUGUGCUGGAAGUUGGCAUCGGUGGUGCGUAUGACUGCACCAAUAUCGUCAGGAAACCAGUUGUCUGUGGCAUCUCCGCUCUGGGCAUUGACCACACCAGUAUCCUGGGGGACACCAUUGAGAAGAUCGCCUGGCAGAAGGGUGGCAUCUUCAAGCCUGGAGUACCGGCGUUCACUGUGCCACAGCCCGACCGGCCCUUAACUGUAUUGAGAGAGCGAGCUCAGAAGAUCUCAUGUCCACUCUACCUGUGCCCUGACUUGGAUGCUUUUGAAGAGGAAGAGAAGCCCCUUCAGUUGGGUUUGGCAGGCGACCAUCAACGCUCAAACGCUGCCUUGGCCCUCCAGCUCUCCCACACGUGGCUUGGGCAGAAUGGAUAUUUGGAUAUCACUGAGCCGAAAGGCCCCUGUCCUGACUCAGAGCUGCUGGCAAAGAGACCUCCACCUGUGGCCCCUGCCUUCAAGCUGGACAAAGCAAUGGUGCAAGGCCUGCAGGAAACGGUGUGGUUAGGCCGCAACCAGGUGCUGCAUCAUGGCCCAGUGACGUGGUACAUUGAUGGCGCUCACACCACCACCAGCAUCCAGGCCUGCGUCCGCUGGUUUCACCAGGCUGCCCUGAACGAGAAAAAGACGGCGGAUGGUUCUGAGGUGCGUGUGCUUCUCUUCAAUGCGACAGGCGACCGGGAUACGGCUGCUUUGUUAAAGCUGCUGCUGCCCUGCCAGUUCGACUAUGCUGUCUUCUGCCCCAACUUCACCGAGGUGUCUACUGUUGGGAAUGCAGACCAGCAAAAUUUCAACGUCACCCUGGAGAACGUCUUGACCCGCUGCCUACAGAACCAGAGCCACUGGAACCGCCUGAUGGAGGCCAAGGUGGGCCAAGACCCUUGGCUCUCUGCCGCUUCGGAGACGGAGGGCGUAGGGGGCUGGCUGAAGCAGGUCCCUCUCCACGGCCCACCCCUCUUCGCGCCUCCCUCGGCACGACCGCUCAACACCAACUCCUUGGUCUUCCCCUGCGUUUCCCAUGCCUUGCAGUGGAUCACCCAGGGCAGGGACCCACACUUCCAGCCUCCGGCUCCCAGAGGCCAGCACCCUCAUCCUGUGGCCAGCAGUGGCGCCGUCUUACUCAAGGAGGCAGCCACUGUGCGUGUUCUGGUGACGGGCAGCUUGCACUUGGUGGGUGCCGUCUUGAAGCUGCUGGACCAAUCUCUUUCGCAGUAGGUCUGCGUCCUUCCUCUGCUUCAAAGGGGCAACCGGAAGAGCCUCGCACGCUGCUAGUCCUCUUUGCAAGGUGGCAGAUGGCAGGCUGUGGACCCCCAGGCGUACUUCGGCCAAGUUUGAGGAAGCUUUCCUUUCUCCCAGAUGGAAGGAGUCCUGCAAGAAUGGGGAUGAUGGACUCCUGGUCAGAGCCCUACUCCUCUUAUUUCCAGGUGUCUAUCCCUAACACCAAAAGUGAUGGCGGUGGGUUAUGGGCCAUCAAAAUGCUGACAGGAGGUAGAAUAUUUCUCUCUGACUGGGAGUAUUCCCUUCCCACUUCCUUCUUUGCAUGGCUGCCAUAAAAACCCCACUUCCUACGAACCAGAGUUAUCACCCCUAAACACCGUUCAGUUCUGGGUCAAGCACAAUGUCCUUUUUGACUUACUGCCUUUGUUGUCUCGCCUCCCGAAUCAAGGACGGGCAGAUAGUCUUUGAGAAGACCACUCAACGUGUGCCUUUUUAGCCUGGCUAUGAGCCUUUGUGUUUCCUUUUCUGACGUAUGGUCUCUGUAAUUCUGCUGUUCCUCUGUGGGUUUUGCCUGUCUGUGAUGGGUUUGAGUGUCUUGCUGUCCACUCUUCAGUGUUUUGGGGUGGUUUCACUUACAGCAUCACUGCCUCUUUCAAAGAGAUAGCUGUAUUAGUCUGUUUUGGCAUAAAACGGGGAGAGACAGAAUCCAGCAGCACCUAUAAGACUGAUUUAUCUCAGCACGGGCUUUCAUGGCUCCACGCACGCUAAUGCUGAAAUAAAUCAUGUCCUCUUAAAAUUUUUAUCUCCAGAGCCUGUCUCUUGCUUUGACUGUCCAUGCUUCUGCCUGUUUUCUUUCCAUUUUUUAAACAAAAUCAUCCUGGACUUGCUUUUUGCAGCAAUCAUUUUGGUAUUUGCUGGAGAGCUUUGGGGCGAAGGUCUAUGUGCGCAUGUUUGGCUCUGGAGAUGGGACUGCUAUGCAGAUUUGUGGGAAUUGGUGCCUUGGCACACUCCAUUUUCCAUUCGUGGUCCAUACACUGACCAGAGCAGUAAGACACCCCUAUCUUUCAUGGCCGAUGAAGACAGUUAUGGUUCUGGGGGUCUUCAGACUGGUACUAAGCCCACAGAGCAUCUCUUGGAGACGCAAGGUCCCUGCUUCGGUGGGACUGGGCAAUUGUGCCUCUAGUAUUGGGAGCCAUAGGCAUUGGUCAAGGAUUGACCACUGGGAGGUGCUGUCCAUUCAGAAAUCCCUCACUUGGGGCCAGUUGUUCUGCUGCUUCUUAUUGUAAAUGCCAUAUGAGAUUAUUAUUUUUCCUCCCAGUAUAGGGAGGGCUAUAGGUGUUUCCUACUAGUUUGGGUACAAUUUCUUCAGAAGUAAAUCCCUGUGAAGUGAUAACUCUCCAUGUUCAUCUGUAAGUGGAUUUUCUCAUCCCUGGAAUGGAAAUGAGCAACUCUGGCUUCUAUGUGCAGCAGGUUUUCCACAUAUAUGUGCACACGGUUUGAUGCAUUUACCGUUGCAUUCAAAAAUAGAGAUGACCAGAAGGUCUUUUCCAGUUUGGGGAAAAGAAAGGCUAUUUCAGGCCCUCCAGAUGGGAGUGGGUCCUGCUGCACAGGUUAGAAUCUAAAUGGAGGCUUCUUGGAAGCGCGAACAUCCAUUUUUUAGGUUGAGUUUUCUUUUAGAAAUGGUGAUGGUGAGUCCAGGAGCCACAUUGGGGUUCUGGCAGGCCACAUAUGGACUGUGGACCACACCAACCUCACCACUGUUAUAACAGCUAACAAAGGAAGGUUGCAUCUACACUAGGAAUAAUGCAGCUUGACACCACUUUGCUGUAGCUCCAUCCUCUGGAAACCUGGGGCUUCUAGUUUUGCAAGGUCUUUUGCUUUCCCUGCCAAAGAGUGCCGGUGCUUCACAAAACUAAAGUCCCAGGAUACUGUAAGAUAACGCCACGGCGUGUCAAGCUUUCAUGAUUUCUGCUGUGUAGAUGCACCCAAAGUUUCUGGGAAACGUUCCUGACAGCCAUGUUGGAUGUGAAUGUUUAUGCUCUCUCUCCCCAUGCGCUGGAGGGGAAGAAAAUGUUUUUGGUGCAGCAACAAGGCUUUUGGUCCGAACAAAAUGCAAACGCCGCGUACCGCAGUUGUACAGUCUGAUUUGGCGCAGUGUGUCGCGGCUUCUAGAUUAUUGUGCAGCAAUCUGAAUCUUACCUGGGAACUCCUUUGCAAGUACAAUGGGACCAAUAUGUGACUGAUAACCGUUUGCAAAUGUAUUUCGAGCCUUGUCUUCCCAUCUCUUGCUGUUUUUCUCUCUGUGUCUUUUCAAUGCAUACUUUACUUUUUAUGAGAAGGGGGACCUCUGGCCUUCCAGAUGUUUUGGGUUUCAGCUCCCAUAGAUCCUUUAUUAUUGGCUACACUGGCUGGGGAUUCUGGGCGUUGUAACUCCCAAACAUCUGGAGAGUCGAAGUUUUUCUAACCCCUGUCCUGGCAGCAAAGUGUGGCCCUCCAGAUAAUUUUUGGACGGUCACUUCCAUCAUUAUUCACCAUUGGCUAUAUGUGCUAGGGCUGAUGGGUUUUGCAAUCCAGCAACAAAAUUGCACACAUUCUGUCAUCAGAAAUCUUCCUUCUGUUCAUGAAUGGAUUCCUGAAAUACUGCAUUCUGGGCUGCAACUCCCAUUAUCCUUUGCCAUGAGCUAUGCUGCCUGAUGGGAAUUGUAGUGGGAAACAUACAGAGGUUAAUACCAGGUUGUCAAACUGGAAACUGACUUUUUAUCCUGCACUGAUGCGACAGUGGUUCUGACUUUGGAGGGCAGGUAGACAGGUUCCGACUUUUGGGUAAGAAACGUUUCCAAAAGUGGGAGGAUGAAGAUGUAGAUUAAUUUCUCCCUUCCCAACACCUGUCUCUCUCUCCUCCUGUUCCUUGGCUGCUUCUCUAAAGGGGACAGAAACCAUAAAUGCUGACUUUAUAGAAUAUAAUUUAUAUCAGAGCAGCGGUUUUAUUUUAUUCCCCCUACCCCUUAUUUUUUAAAUGAAAUCUUUUAACUAUUUUUAAAGUUUCACUAUUGUUCCUUUAUAAAAGUGACUGACUGACUGACAUUUUGGAAUAGCAAAAAUGUGGAUGAUGUGAAAUAAAAGAUCUGGCUGACGAAAA